This is a messenger RNA of Manacus vitellinus (golden-collared manakin), 4079 nucleotides long. RefSeq names its product WD repeat domain 66 (gene CFAP251). NCBI's taxonomy places the organism in Eukaryota, Metazoa, Chordata, Aves, Passeriformes, Pipridae. Gene Ontology annotation, molecular function: protein binding. The transcript has 21 exons. The coding region runs from base 56 to 3160 and encodes 1034 amino acids. The record is from RefSeq and is a predicted model, not a curated record. Gene Ontology annotation, cellular component: sperm flagellum.
AAUUACACCAGAGGAGCCCACUGAGGGAAGACCAGGAAUAAACAGCGAGCUCAAGAUGUCCCAGGACAGACAGAUGGCUCAGGAGAUGGGUGAGCAGGAUCCCCUUGCUGCUGCCAAGGAGAAGGAAGGACCACCAGAGGAUGCUGGAGCAGAUGAACCAUUGUGUCCCCCAUCAACUCCUUCAGGGAUGGGGAUCCUAGACACCCUGCCCAGCACCUGGGCUGGGAGCCAGGAUGCCCUGGGAGAAGACAUUGCUAGGACAUCAUGCCUGAAGGGUGCUGGGCCCCCUAAACCACCCCCAGUACUCUCUGAGCCCAAGGGGGCCAUUUCCAGCCCUCACUCAGGCUGCAGGAGGCAGGACACACAGCAGAGGAGCAGUAAGGACGACCAAUAUGAUGGCUCUUCCAGCUUGGUGUGGGGAGCCAAGCCAGGGAUGUUAUUCCAGAAGGACAGGGAGAGCAGCCCUCACUCUCUUAACCUGUCCUGGGUGUUUGGCUACAACAGCCGCCUGGCUGUGCACGGCCUGAUGGACGGGGAGGACCGGGUGCUCCUGUACGUCUCCUCCCACACAGUGGUCAUCCACGAUGUCCUGGGGAACAGGCAGUACCACCUGCAGGGCCAUGCAAAUGUCAUUUCUUGUCUGUGUGUGAGUGAGGACAAGCGCUGGGUUGCGACUGCUGACCGAGGGCCAGACGCUCUGAUCAUUGUGUGGGACUCCUUCUCUGGGGUACCGGUGCGCACCAUCUUCGAGAGCCACCCGGAGGACGGGGUCUGUGCUAUCGCCAUUUCCCGGGAUGCAAAGUAUCUGGUGACCAUUAGUGCUGGCACAGUGCAGAGAGUUUGUGUUUGGAGGUGGACUUUGCCCACCGAGAAACCCCUGUGCAGCACAGAGCUGAGGCCUGAGUUUGGGUAUCAGAAUUAUGUAAUUUUUAACCCUCAAGAUCCCCAUGAGUUUGUCAGCAACAGCAAAACCCAGGUGAUAUUUUACCUGUGGGGUGAUGCUGGUUUGCAGUAUGGAACACCAUUCCUGAGCAUCAAGACCUUCAGGAGUGUGGUGGGACGCUUCAGCCAGUCAGUUUUCCAUUUUAACAACUCCCAAGCUCUGACGGGCACCUCGGCCGGGAAGGUGGUGGUGUGGGAUGCGGUUGAUCCCCGAACUGACCCCAAGGAGCAGCAGGCCAGGCCUCUCGGAAUGACCCCCACCAAAAUAGUGUCUGUGCAGAAGGAGAGUCUCACCGUGCUCCAGGUGUUGGAGAGCUGUAUAGUAACAGGUGAUGUGAAAGGGCACAUUAAAUUCUACGAUGGGGAGCUCCGGCUGCUCAGCCUCUACAGCCACAGCAAAGUGGGUCCCAUUCGGUCCCUCUCCUUCUCCACAACCCUUUGUGAUCCUCCUGAUGCCUUCCCAGCCAGAAGCCAGCCCUUCCUCACCAGGAACUUUAUCCUUUCAACCUCUGAUGCAACUGUGUUCCAUGUUGCAACAGACAGCGCAAACUUUGAAAAAGUCCUGGAAGAGGCGAAGAAAGCUGUGAGUGCCAUCGCCUGUCACCCGCAGCAGACCCUGGUGGCCGUGGGGAGUCUCUGUGGGCUGCUGAAGCUGUGGGACUACCGGCACACGGAGUACCUGGCUAGCAGGAUAUUCCCCGAGGCUGGCAUCCAGUGCUUAGCCUAUGACCCUGAAGGUUAUUUUCUGGCCGCUGGUUUUACUGAUGGAAGCGUUCACAUCCUCGAUGCGAUUUCCCUUCAGUCCAGCUGCGAGGAACUCCGGUUCUCGCGGGGUCCUGUGACUAACAUCAGCUUCUCUCACAAUUCCCAGUACCUCGCAACCGCUGAUGAGAAAUAUUCAGUGAUCGUUUACAAGAAAGUCCUGCAAGAGGGGCGCAGAUGCUGGGAACACCUGGCAGGGCUGGACUCCCACUACAAACCCAUCCGGAGCAUCCUCUUUGGAGUCCAGUCAGGCAGCAACGAGCCCAGGCUCCUGAGCCUCGGGGAGGACCGGCAGCUGGUUGAAUAUGACCUGAGCAGCAGCAUCAAGGACCACCUGGUGGUCACACACAGGGACCGGGUGGAGCAGAGUGCUGUGCCCCUGUGCUUGGCCUGGUACCCACAGCUCAGCACCGAGUCCUUUAUCCUCACUGCCAACAACUGCUACAAAAUGAAGCUCCUCAACACAACAACCAAAAUGUGCAGAAAGACCCUUCUGGGACCAACCUAUGGCUCCCCAUUGGAGAAGAUACAAAUCCUCCCAGCAACAAGCACUGCAGACCCCAAGCAGUACUACCUGGUGUACAUUACAAAGGACAAGGUGGGCUUGCAGAUUUUGCCUGUUGAUGGCAACCCCCACAAGUCCUCAGCCUUCAUUUGCCACCCAGAUGGUGCCUCUGACCUUGCCAGCUCCUAUGACGGGCGUUACAUCUUUACAGCGGGGGGGAGCGACUGCACUGUUAUGAAAUGGAAAGUCAACCUAAGUGCCUUGGAUGCUGCUGCUUUCCUGGGUGGGGAGGACAUGAUCCCAUUCUACAACCUCCUGGAUGGUGGCAGAGAAGGCGAAUUCUUCAGGGAACUGGAAGACUAUUUUUACUAUGCACAGAUAUGCAGCCAAGGUACGAAUACACUGGAGAACAGACAGGUGUCAGUGCACAUUCCCUUGGAGGAAAUUCCUUCUGUAAUGAGAGCAAUAGGAUUUUAUCCAUCAGAGGAAGAGAUUGAAGAAAUGAUAAAUGAGGUAAAAUUCAGCAAGUGCAUGGAUGGUGGAGAACAAGUGACAGAAAUCAAUUUGGAGGAUUUUAUCAAACUUUAUAUAAAUCAUCGACCUGCGCUUGGCUUGUCGAUGAAAAGCCUACAACGAGCGUUUCAGGUUCUUGGUUAUGAUAACGAGAAGGGAGACAAAGUUAUUGACAGAGGAGACUUACUGUCUCUGCUUCAGUGCAGAGGAGAGCAGAUGACCGAGGAUGAGCUGGCCCAGUGUCUGACCACCCUGCUGGGCAGGCGACCUGGGAGACGAGGAUCUGAACCAGACAUCCACGAUCCCUCAGGUGCAGCAGCUUUGAUUGAAGAAGAAAUUCCAGAAGAAAUCACAGCAGAGAUAUUUGCUGCUGACAUUCUUGGCUUACCUAUUGCUGCACAAGAAAAAAAGAACGGAAGGAAAGAGGCGAACCUCUGAUCUACAAAGACUCGGAAUCACAGCUGCCACAAGGUUUUCUGUUCGUUCCUUCUUUCCAGACUCCUCUCCUCAAAUAUCUGCAAAAUUUGUGUUUUAUGUUUAUUAGAAAGUAAAGGUCGCAUAGUUGCAUUUCAGUCAAACUCUAGAAUAAACCCCCAGUUUAGCACACGCCACAAACCUGUAAUUUCCCACCUAUGUAGGGAAACACUGGGGUGGCUGUAGAAUGAAGCAGGUGGCCACCCCAGCCUUGGCUGGAGCCUUCCUAGAAUUUAUUUCAGGUGGGUUUAUGCCAGAUGCAGUCUAUUUUCAUUAUGUUAAGACAGUAUUCAUUUGUGAAACCUGACAGCAGAAGAGCGAUGUAAAAGUACUGUAUUGAUUAAAUACAUUGAUAAAUGCUUGGACGGGUUAGAAUGGAUUUGUAAUUAUAAAUCCAACAGACCCCGGUAAAGAAAGGAACGCUGUGAUGUACAUUAAAAUCAGGUUUCCCUUUUGGCCUUUAAAACUGACUUUUUCUUUCUGAAAGUAGUAAUUCCAAUUAGUAGUGUAAUACCAAUGGGACGGCAUCGCACUGUGUGUGUAUAAACAGCAUAAUGAGGCUGAUACAAGUUGCUGUAGAAAGAUCAGUGAAGUGCUGUUGAACACGGCUUCCUUCUUUACAUCAUCCUCGGCAUCAAUUUGAAUAAUAAUGUAGGCCCUUAAGAAGCGUUCCUUUCAGAGGCAAUGUUUUUUAAACAGAGAUCGCUGUUGUGUACUGAGAACAUCUGUGAUUGUACAAUUAGCAAGAGCAGCAAGGUGUGCACUAGGGGGAAGUUAAUGAGGGAGUCCAGCAGUAACAGGACCAGAGAACGCAGGUCUGUGACAAACGUCCUGCAGAGCAUCACCUCACAUGUAACUCUGCCCCUUUACCCUUCAUGUACUU